Molecule: messenger RNA, 611 nt
Organism: Nannospalax galili (Upper Galilee mountains blind mole rat)
Lineage: Eukaryota; Metazoa; Chordata; Mammalia; Rodentia; Spalacidae
Product: protein kinase, DNA-activated, catalytic subunit
Biological process (GO): immunoglobulin V(D)J recombination; telomere maintenance; intrinsic apoptotic signaling pathway in response to DNA damage
Cellular component (GO): nucleus
Molecular function (GO): protein binding; protein serine/threonine kinase activity
Source: RefSeq, a predicted model, not a curated record
AAUUUUGAACAGAAAAUGCUGAUAAAAGGAGGAUCAUGGAUUCAAGAAGUAAAUGUAACUGAAAAGAAUUGGUAUCCUAGGCAGAAAAUAUGUUAUGCUAAGAGAAAGUUAGCAGGUGCCAAUCCAGCAGUGAUUACUUGUGCUGAGUUGUUGCUAGGCCAUGAGAGCUCACCUGCCUUUGGGAGUUACACAGCAGUAGCUCGGGGAAGCAAAGACCACAACAUUCGUGCACGAGAGCCAGAGAGUGGGCUUUCAGAAGAGACUCAAGUGAAGUGCUUGAUAGACCAGGCAACAGACCCCAAUAUUCUUGGCCGGACCUGGGAAGGAUGGGAACCUUGGAUAUAAGCUCUGUGGAGUCACCAGCUGUAAAGCAUUCCCUCUCCAAAGGAGUCUCUUAGACCUUCACUGACAGCAGUGAACUGGUAUUACUGAAGCACGAAAGAGAAGUCUACGGAGUAGUGCUGACAAGAUAACUCCGUGGGCAAAGGCGCUUGCUGCAAACCCGAAGGACGUGACUUUGACCCCUGGGACCCAUGUAGUAGGGGGAGAAAAGUGACUCCCAAAAGUUGUCCUCUGACCUCCACACAUCCACCAUGCCACUUGUACACACA